Messenger RNA from Haplochromis burtoni (Burton's mouthbrooder), 4382 nucleotides. RefSeq names its product forkhead box protein O1-A. The transcript has 4 exons. Bases 783 to 2732 code for a protein of 649 amino acids. The record is from RefSeq and is a predicted model, not a curated record. Gene Ontology annotation, molecular function: RNA polymerase II cis-regulatory region sequence-specific DNA binding; DNA-binding transcription factor activity, RNA polymerase II-specific. NCBI's taxonomy places the organism in Eukaryota, Metazoa, Chordata, Actinopteri, Cichliformes, Cichlidae. Gene Ontology annotation, cellular component: nucleus. Gene Ontology annotation, biological process: regulation of transcription by RNA polymerase II.
AAUGUACAAAUGGCCCUAAUAUAUUUCUUUUUUUAAGCUUAGGGCAGUGUUUUGAAUCAGCUGAGCCCCCCCUCAGAACGUUUUGAAACUAAAAACAUGCCCUCUCAGCUUGUAUGGUGCAUUCAAGUCCCGCCAAAAUGUGUUUGAAUGACAAGCGAACUGAAAGAGAUAGCUGACUAACCAACCCUUUCACUACAUAUUUUUAAAACUGGUAUUGAGUAACGACAGCUUUUUAUUUUUGUCGAGAUGACUGUCACUCAUAGCACCAAGCACAGAAAAUCGUGGAAUAAGAUUUUAAACUCAAGUGUACCAAUAAAUACAUAGAUACGAUGCUAUGAGAAAGUGUGCCCAAACUAUUAACUGUAGCAUCAAAUAGGCAGUUAAAUCACCCUUGAUGUGGAUUUGCAAAUUUGAGGGUCCAUUUGGCGUGAUUUGUCAACAGGACAGCACUUGAACGCACCUUCAAGUUGCAAAGCUCGGAGGAUGGAGCCUGUGAGUUAGCCGUGAAGGCAGCACCGGAGUGUGGUACUGUCUACCACUUGUUAGAGCGGCAGACUAGAGAGUUGCUGCUAACUGACACAGUAUGGUGUGAACUUCAGUUUUAGAUAUCUCUUUAUUUUACAUUACAAACGACUCUUUCUCUUUUAGGGUUUGUUUUCGGUCUUGAUGACUCAUUAUUAGCCUCUCGAUGUUUAUGUCACCGUUUUAUAUUUUUUACUAACAAUUUGGCGAAUUCUUUUUAAGUGAACAUCUAUGUGACAGAGGAUCGGUGUUACCCUGACAUGGCUGAGUUACUGCCACAACAGCCGCAGCCGGGCGAUAUAGACCCGGACUUCGAGCCUCUCUCUCGCCCGCGGUCCUGCACCUGGCCGCUGCCCCGCCCGGAGCUCAUCGACCCGGCCAGCUCCAACACAUCCUCCCCAGCACCGUCUGUGCAGCAGGAGCCAGCAGCAAACGCCGAGUUCAUCAGAAACCUCGACCUGGUGGAGGAGGACUAUAAAGAAUACUCAGAGCAGAAGCCGCUUUGCAAUGCUUUUCAGUGCCGGGACAGCAACUGUGUGCAUCAUUACCCCCACCAACAUCAUCAUCAACACCAUCAUCAUCAGCUCCAACAGCAGCACCAGGUCCCGGGUCCACAGCUGUCGUCCCAGCAACAGGUGCCAAAUCCUGGGGUCCCACCUUUGGGUGGACCCGGGCAAAGGAAGAGCAGCUCGUCCCGGCGAAACGCCUGGGGGAACAUGUCGUACGCAGACCUGAUCACCAAAGCCAUAGACAGCUCACCUGAGAAGCGGCUGACCCUUUCUCAGAUUUACGACUGGAUGGUUAAGAGCGUGCCUUACUUCAAAGACAAAGGAGACAGCACCAGCUCCGCGGGCUGGAAGAACUCCAUCAGACACAACCUGUCCCUGCACAGUCGCUUUGUGCGCAUACAGAACGAGGGAACAGGAAAAAGCUCCUGGUGGAUGCUGAACCCAGAGGGAGGAAAGAAUGGAAAGUCACCUCGACGCAGAGCUACCUCCAUGGACAACAGCAAUAAGUUUGUCAAGAGUAGAGGAAGAGCCGCAAAGAAAAAGAUGGCUCUACAGGAAGGGCUUGAAGGAGGAGCAGGCAGCCCCAGUUCCCAGUACUCUACCUGGCUUGGAAGUCCAAACUCCCACAGCAACGAAGAUUUUGACACCUGGAAAACCUUUAGGACGCGUACCAGCUCUGAUGCCAGUACUCUGAGUGGUCGCCGUUCACCUUUCCCUUCUGAACAGGAUGAUGUGGGCGAGUCCGAUGGCCACAUAAUGUAUCCUGGAGUUGCUGGUGCUAAGAUAACCUCUACCCUGCCCAGCCUGUCUGAGGUGUCUGGAUCCAUGGGCCAGCAUCGCUCAGAAAAGGUCAUGGAUCUGCUGGAUAACCUUAACUUGCUGUCUCCUAAACCCUCCCAGCUCAGCUCUGACUCCUCACACUCCCCGCGCUCCUCAAACGCCGGCAUGCUUCAGAGUAGCCCCUAUAACUCCACUGGACUGACCCCACACCAGCAGCAAGACUACCAGAAGUGCUUGUAUAGUCAGGUGAGAAUGCACUCCCUGUCCCCUGCUCCUAUGCAGACACUUCCAGAGACUAAGCCCAGCUUUGGGGCUUACGAGAACCAGUAUAUCUUCCCUUCUGGGCUGCUGACAGGAGAACCAGACACCAGAAGGGACAUGAUGCACUCUGAAGUUGGGAGGGCAAGUUGUCCAAUACCUACUUAUAGCAGCCAAAGCCAUGUGGGUGGUCAUAAUGGAGUAAAAAUGAUGAAUCCCUCUCAGAGUCACCCACUUCCUCGUGUAAAUCCACAUACUCUGCAUAGCCAGGGUCCAGCUGCCUCACAAGACUUGAAUAGCUGUAACAUGAUACGCCUGACUAGCCAUUCAGGGCCCUCUCUUCGAAUGGCUGGUCCAAGGACGUGCAUGCAGCUCCCCCUCGGACUCCCUCCACACACUAAUGAUGCCUCAGUGACCUACGGCAGCAGCAACAGCUACAGAGAACUCAACUCUGUACACCCACACAGUCAUCAUCAUCAAGAGCACCUACCCAGUGAUCUGGACAGUGUGCCUACUGAAAGGUUUGAAUGUGACUUGGAGUCCGUCCUCCAUGACACACUCAUGGAUGGUGGGGGGCUGGACUUUAAUUUUGAUCCAGCAGCUGGGCCUCAUGGGUUUUCCCAGAGGGUGAAGACGACCACACACAACUGGGUGUCAGGGUAGCAUCGCAGAGAGGUUUUUCUCCACAUCACUCUACUGCUCACCUUCAUUCAGAGAGUGGAAUCCAAAGAAGCUUUCACCAUCAUUAUCCACAGAUCAGAAGAGGUUUAUCAGUCAUGUCCUGACGCAGAAAUAAGACGCAACCAUCACUGCAGUGAAUAUAAAACAGAGAGACAAGCCUGCAUAAGUGAACUACUUGUGAACUUGCUCUCAGCUACCUAUCAAAAACUGUAUGUAUGUUCAAAAGUAUGUAUGUUAUAAUACAUAAGAAGGAACCAGCAUAACACAAAUUUGUCUUUGUGCUACAAUCACACACGGGAAAACAAUGACUGCAGAAUGCAGAAUGACCAAGAUUACUGCAACUGUGUACAACGAACGCGUGAAUAAGUUCAAGUUUGAAUUUGUUGCUUCAGAGACACGCACCAGGUCUGCAACCACUUGCAGCCAAUAGCCGUAAAUGGCAAUAAGAUGGAGUCAGUUUGCUAUCAGGUUGGAGGAGGUCAAGCUGGCAAUUACAUGCAAUUUGUCUGCGAGAAUAUGGUAAUUAACUGUGAUAAAUCUGUUGCUGUCUACAUUAAACAGGUUUUUACACAAACUACUUACAUUCAGAGUCAAGCCAGAAGCUCGUAGAUUUGAAACAGAAAUUGUGAUGUAGCUGCUGCAAUUUAAUUGCAAAAUGACAUAGGUGCUUGUCAACCUUGCUGUUAUAUAGGAACAUAACGAGAAUAGAACCAGUUGGGUUUAGUCCUCUUUUGCAAAGAAACUGAUUUGUGUCUUAUCAGUGCAGACUGACUCAAACUGAUUAUGAUAUGUUGUCAGUGUGUCUGCAUUUAUAAAUCAGAUGACAAUUAUUUGCAAACCUUCUGCAAUCCGUGAGAGUAAUAGCAGUUAGAGUCCGACAAUGGCUGUUUAGUGACAGAUUUCCUCCCACCAGGCAAACUGCAAGCACCGAGAGGUUGAGUGCUGAACCUCUGAGCAGCCACUUAGUUACCACAAGUACUUGCAAUUGGUUUUCAACAGUAAAAAAAAAAAAUCUGUGUGAUCACCAGGUAAUUACCAUUCCUUUCUAGUUGCAAUGAGGUUGCAGUCUUAUUUUUACUCUAGCAUGAUUAGUGUAAAAGCUGUUUAGAGGCAUUUUGUUAAAAGGUACACUGGGAACACAAUAAUUCUAUUUUCCAACACACAUUACUUUGUAGAUCUUGAAAGAUGAUUUAAAAAUAGUUCUUCACUUGCUACCCUGUGGUGCAAGGAGACAGCAUCAUGUAGGGUAACUAUGAAGGCAAGACAGACAAAGAGGCAUCUUCACCAAGAUGAAUCUUUCCACAUUGAAAAUAAGUUACAUUAUCAAGUAGUGGCAUUUGAUCAAUUUUUUGAAAUUAGAAGAACAAUUUGGAAAAUUAGCACCAGAUUCUUCAAAAGAGGACUUGAUAGCAUGUAAUCAGUAUAGUAUAUGAUUAUGACCCAAAUUAGUAAAGUAUUUCAGCUUUAAGAGAUUAUAUUUAGAAAUGUGUUUUAGGAACCAGCCAUCAACAGCAAAACAAUUACACUGUCAACCAGGAGAAAUCAUUACAGUUAACUGAUAAUCAAUAGAUAAAGUAGUGUAUCGUCUGAUCAGUAAUACCAAUUACAUUAUAGAGGAAAAGCUGUGUAUUG